ACAACACAUGUACCUGCGUUGAUCACUUUUACAAGUUCAUAUUCUCCCGCAGCGUCGAAAAAGCGGUGUUCUCUUGUUUGAGUAAAACUAUUUAUUUUAAAUAAUUCGUAAUUGACACCUACUGUACCUACACAGCAAACAAAGAAACGAGGGGAGGGUUUUUGACAGGUUACUGUAACACUAUGGACAUCUCGUUGAUGUUGCUGCUUACUGUUACUUUGUUUUGUCCGGCUCGAUCGGAUUUGGUGACCUGUGAUGCAAGGCAGUAUCAGUGUGGCAAUGGAAAAUGCAUCACGACGCGAUGGAUCUGUGAUGAAACGGAUGACUGCGGCGACGGCACGGACGAGCUUCCCGCUGCCUGCUUGGCCAAGACGUGCAGACCGUCUGAAUUCAGCUGUGUUGGGCGACUCAACCAGUGUAUCCCUAGGACCUGGAGGUGUGAUGGCAAAAAAGACUGUGAGAACGGUGCGGAUGAGGAUGGCUGUGCACCUCGGCAGUGUUUGAAUGGUGAAUUCCGCUGUAGCAGCGGUCAGUGUGUGUCAAAGGCAUUCGUGUGUGAUGAGGAGGCAGACUGUGAUGACGGUACUGAUGAAGUCUCCUGUCCGCCUAUCACCUGUGGCUCCAGCUCCUUCAGAUGUGGCAACUCUCAAUGCGUGCCUCGGCUGUGGGUCUGCGACGGAGACACAGACUGUUCCGACGGCGCGGACGAAUCGCCCCAGAAAUGUGGUUCAAGUCCGUCAACGGCUCCCCAAAAUCACUGCUCCUCUAUGGAAUUCCAAUGUGACGAUGGGGAAUGCAUACACAAAAGUUGGAAAUGUGAUGGGGGAGAAGAUUGUUUGGAUCGGUCUGACGAAAAAAACUGCUCCUUGCCCAAAUGCCGACCGGAUGAGUUCCAAUGCGGUGAUGGCUCUUGUAUCCACGGCAGCCGUCAAUGCAACCAAGUGUACGACUGCAUAGAUUUAAGUGAUGAGCUGGGCUGCGUUAACGCAACCUAUUGUGAAGCCCCUCACAAGUUCAAGUGCCGCAGUGGUGAAUGUAUUUCCAUGGAAAAGGUUUGCAACAGGCAACGUGACUGUAGGGAUUGGUCCGAUGAGCCGCUACGAGAGUGUGAAUCGAAUGAGUGUCUGUACAACAACGGAGGCUGCUCUCACAUCUGUAACGACUUGAAGAUCGGUUAUGAGUGCCUUUGUCCCGCCGGCUACCGUCUGGUGGAAAAGAGACGGUGUGAAGAUAUUGAUGAGUGUGAAAACCAGGAAACCUGCAGUCAAGUCUGUGUCAAUCAGGUGGGCAGUUACAAGUGCGAGUGUGAGGACGGCUACCAGAUCGAUCCUGCCAGCAAGGCCUGCAAAGCUAUUGGAACCAUCGCAUACCUGUUUUUCACCAAUCGUCACGAGGUGAGGAAGAUGUCUCUGGAUCGCAGCGAGUAUGUGCGUGCUAUUCCCCGACUUAAGAAUGCUGUGGCGCUGGAUAUGAAUGUUGCUUCCAGAGAGAUCUACUGGUCGGAUUUAUCCCUGAAGAAGAUCUACAGAGCACCAAUGGAUUCUGCAGGUAACAGCUCUCAACACAGUAUUGUGAUCAACAGUGGCUUGGAUGCACCCGAAGGUCUCGCCAUCGACUGGAUCCAUGGAACAAUCUAUUGGACAGAUAGCAUCCAAGGCGCCAUCUCAGUGGCGACCGUGGAUGGAAACAGACGCAAGACACUUUUCAAAGAAAACCUGGCCAAGCCACGUGCUAUAGUGGUGGACCCUAUGAAAAACUUCAUGUACUGGACUGAUUGGGGUACGCCGGCCAAGAUUGAAAGAGGUGGUCUUAAUGGAGGCGAUCGUACCGCCCUGGUUACAGAUAACAUUGUCUGGCCAAACGGAAUCACCCUUGACCUGCUGAACCAGCGUCUGUACUGGGUGGACUCCAAACUACACACACUCUCCAGUAUCAGCGUGCAAGGAGGUGGUCGACGUACUCUAAUCAUAGACCAAGACAAUCUGGCUCACCCUUUGGGUCUCACCGUUUUUGAGGAGAAAGUGUUCUGGACCGAUGUGAGCAACAAUGCAAUUCUGAGUGCAAAUCGCGUGACGGGAAGAGACAUUACAAGAGUAGCAGAACAUCUGUCGUCUCCAGAAGAUAUCGUGUUGUACCAUAACCUCAAACAACCUGGUGGAAUAAACGGGUGCAGGAUCAACAACGGAGGCUGUGAGUUCCUCUGCCUGGCCGCCCCUCAGAUCAACAGAUUUUCACCCAGGUACACUUGUGCCUGUCCGGACCACAUGAUGCUGGGCAGAGACAUGAGAAAAUGUGUUCCAGCUGUGAUUACACCAGCAACGCCCCUCAGCCCUAAAAUGAGUACAACUAGUCAUCCACAAGAACCAUCGCAGACGUCCCUAAAACCUGCUGGUCCUUUUACUACCCGUUUACAACCUGCCGCCACCAAACCCUCCCAAAUCAGCACUCAACAUCCAUCAUCUACCCAGACAGAUGAACACUCUGGUGAUGUAAAAGCUGUCACAAAAACGACUCCCACUCCGAUGGUUCUGUAUAUUGUGUUAAUUCUCGUUCUCCUCUGUUUGGCUGCAUUUGGUGGUGUGUUGUUCUGGAGAAAGUGGCGACAGAAAAAUACCAACAGCAUCCAUUUUGACAACCCCGUUUAUCAAAAGACCACUGAGGACAAGGUGCAUUUAUGCAGGAACCGUAGUUCUGAUGGCUACUUUCAGCCUCAGCAGCAGUCUGUGAGCCUUGACGAUGAAAUCUGAUGACAGUGAGGUCCAUGCUGACUCUGUUUCAAGAAAGGCCAUAAUUAAUGUCUUCGCCAUGCUUUGUGGUCAAAACAAACAUUUGAGGAACAAUGGAGAUGCUGCAAAAGGAGGUUUUUGAAGCAAAAAAAUCCAGGACUCCAACUUUAAAUCAAAGAUAAAACAAAGAAACCUCAAACAACAACAACCUCAGUUUAGCACUUCCCUAAUAUGAAUUAUAAAAAAUGAGAUUAUACAUGUUUAUAUAUGAUAAAUUUUUUAACAGCACUUAAGAAUCAAGGUUUCUUUUCACGAGGUAUAUAUAAGUUAUUGUGGAAGCUGUUUUGUAUUGCUAUAUUUUACAGGGAUACGUUUGAAGUUACGGCAAGAUAUGAAAUAAAAUUUAAAUGAAUACAUUCAAUUUUAUUUUAACGCAUUUAUCAUAUUGCGUUAAAGAUUUUUCAUAUAGGCUACUGUAUUUUGAUUUUUGCAUGAUGCAUAUUGUUAAUGCAAUAUGUGAAUAUAAUAUGGCACUUAUUUUGAAAAACACUAACAAAUUCUGAACUUUAUGUCAGUAUUUAUAUUCUUAAAAAGAUCUUGUUUACAGAAUAAUCUAAUUCAAAUUGAUGAUAGCAUUUUGAUUUCAUGAAUUACACAUUUUGCCUGACAAAAUCUCCCCCCAAAGAUUUUUUUGUCCAUCAUUAAGGUAAAAAUGAUUUCCUAUUUUCAUAAUGUUUAUUUUCAGCAAGUUUUUGAACAUGCAGAAGAACUUUAAAUCUAUCCACCAGAUCAGUUUUCUCAUCACUUUUAAAAAGUUCUUCUCAAUCACAAAGGAACACUUAUAAUACUUUACCGUGAUUCUAUUGUAGUAAUACAAUGUCUAGUGACUUCGGUUUUAAAGGUAAUGUGAGAUAUUCCUUGUAAAUAAUCCAUUCAGGGACUUUUAUAUUACAAGUAUGGCAGUUUUCAGAUAUGUUAAGGCAUUUGUUUUGUUUUCAUGGCAAAAAUCAUCCAUGGUUUUGAUAAAGUACCACAGUUGAGUUAUGAUUGUGACAGUAAACCGACUGUCACAGGAGUUGCACUUGUGGUUAUGUCCUGUAAUUAUUUGUUUUGCCGUCGUUCAAUAGAUCAGAUCAUCAAUAAGGUACCCUUUAAUGGCCAAUUGUUUUACACCCUCCAUAUGAAAGUGUAAAUAUUGUAUUCAUGUUUGUAAAUAUGUUUAUUGUUGCAUAUCGAAUUUGUAUUUUUUUAAGUAUCCGGUAUUGUAUAUAAAGAAAUGUUUUUAUUUAUUUUGAGAAUCCAAAUCUGUGGUCGAUAAUUGCCUUCCGUUUCUGUGUACAAUGCCUAAUUUUGUUUGUAUGCUAACCGUUUAGCAUAAAAUGCAUAUGUUUUCUGUACAUUUUAAGUAAUUGAUGUAGUUUAAAAAAUGAUUCAUGUUUGGAUUUGUAUAGUACUGAUGUAUUUCCUGUUAAAGCAAUCGAAAAAAUCUUUGAACUGUGAAUGAUUUUUUUACCUGAAAUAAUAAUGAGAAUACUUUUA
This is a messenger RNA of Triplophysa dalaica, 4265 nucleotides long. It is a transcript of the gene ldlra, whose product is annotated as low density lipoprotein receptor a. The transcript is spliced from 18 exons. Gene Ontology annotation, molecular function: protein binding; calcium ion binding. Lineage: Eukaryota; Metazoa; Chordata; Actinopteri; Cypriniformes; Nemacheilidae. Bases 183 to 2747 code for a protein of 854 amino acids. The record is from RefSeq and is a predicted model, not a curated record.